Molecule: messenger RNA, 2426 nt
Organism: Cuscuta europaea
Lineage: Eukaryota; Viridiplantae; Streptophyta; Magnoliopsida; Solanales; Convolvulaceae
Source: the annotation of a GenBank genome assembly
CAAAGAAACUAGAAGCCGUCUACAGCGACUCAGCGAGAGCCAGGCAAAGUGACUUCUAAGUUAGGACUUGCGACGCGAACGGAAAAAGCAGGAACGCCGUGUAGCCGUGUGGCGUGAGUGCUCUUACAGCCAGCGCCGGCCGCCUAUGCGCCUCUUAAAACCGAUUACUGAUUCGGCGUCGCCGCUGCCUGUAGCCUUUCCGGCUGUCCUCUUCAAAUCUCUAAUACAUAUUCCGGCAAUCCGGCUUCAUUGCUUCAAAAAGGUCUUUUUUUCUUACAGAAGAGCUCGCUGAUAUAGUGAUUUCUGCUCGGCUUCAAUCUGCGAUCACUAUCCCCAACGCCUUUCGAUGUUAGAUUCGUCCACAUAACCACUCAAACGAAGGUACAUAUGAUUCACAUCACUGAAACUGGAAAAUCAUGAAGAGCACAAGGUUUCCAGUGCGCUAUCAGAUUGUUUUGUUGACCUUCAUUUGUACAUCUGUCUGCUAUAUAGAGCGUGUUGGUUUUUCCAUUGCCUACACUGUUGCUGCUGAUGCUGCUGGUGUGAAUCAGGCUAGCAAAGGAAUGAUUCUGUCAUCAUUUUACUAUGGGUAUGCCUGCUCACAGGUCCCAGGUGGUUGGGCAGCCCAGAGAAUUGGGGGCAGGCGUGUUCUUCUCCUUUCGUUUGUCUUAUGGUCCCUAACCUGUGCAUUGGUACCCCUUGAUCCAAACAGAGAAGUGGUUUUAGUGAUUGCCCGCUUGCUUGUCGGUGUGGCCCAAGGCUUCAUAUUUCCUUCCAUUCACACUGUCUUAGCACAAUGGGUACCCCCACAUGAAAGAUCACGAUCCGUUUCUCUUACAACUUCUGGAAUGUAUCUAGGUGCAGCCAUGGGCAUGCUCAUCCUUCCUACCCUUGUAAAGUUCAGAGGUCCUCAAUCUGUGUUUUUAGCUGAAGCUGCUUUAGGUGGAAUGUGGUCCCUACUAUGGUUAAGGUUUUCUAGUGACCCGCCACACUCCGCUCAUCCAAAAGCAACUGCUGCUGGCUAUGGAGAAACCUUGCUGCCAAUCAAAGGAAGUGUGAAGAUGAAAGUAGAGCAUGGAGGGAAUCCUAACAGAAGUCCCAAAAUUCCAUGGAAGCAAAUUGUACUUAGCUUACCAGUUUGGGCAAUUGUUGUCAACAAUUUCACGUUUCAUUACGCUCUCUAUGUGCUCAUGAACUGGCUCCCUACCUAUUUUGAGUUAGGCCUCCAAGUCAGCCUUCAAGAUAUGGGAUCUUCUAAGAUGAUGCCUUAUUUCAACAUGUUCGUGUUCUCAAAUAUCGGCGGGGUGGCUGCCGACCACUUUAUCACAAGACGAAUCUUUUCUAUUACUAAAACGAGAAAACUUUUGAACACUCUGGGUUUUGUUGUGGCUUCAUUUGCACUGAUGGCUCUUCCUCUGUUCGAAACACCCGCUGGGGCAUUGUUUUGUUCUUCAGUGGCACUUGGUUUCUUGGCUUUGGGAAGAGCAGGGUUUGCAAUUAAUCACAUGGAUAUUGCUCCCAGGUAUGCUGGAAUUCUAAUGGGUGUUUCUAAUACAGCCGGAACAUUAGCUGGAAUUGUUGGAGUAGAUCUUACAGGACGUCUGCUUGAAUCUGCUAAGCGUUCUCGACUGGAUCUUACAAGCGCAGAAAGCUGGAUGGCUGUUUUUACCAUUCCAGGGUUUCUUUGUAUUUUCAGCUCUUUUAUUUUUCUAUUAUUCUCUACCGGAGAGCGAGUUUUUGACUGAGGAGGUCCUUGUGCUGUGCAUUCAUGUUAUCCUCAGUGAAGGUGCGUUUUGUUCCUUGACUUUCGUUUACAGCCUAAUCCUGAGGAGCCCAUUGGCCUCUAAUAUCGAAUGCCCGUAUGGAUAGAGUAUAUUGUAUCACUGAAUUGUACACGCACACAAAGAGAGAGGGAAGGGAAAGAUCAAGUCCGGUGUGCUAUGCCAGGCGAGUUCCAUUUUUUUCGUCCAAAAAGUAAUUAUAAGAGUCCAGAUUUUUUGUUCAUAAUUCAACCGUUUGAUCAUAUCAACUAUUCAAUUUUGGUGAGGGAAAUUUUAUUUGAAUUAUAAUUGAUCUUUGCCGUUGGAUAACAUCUAAAAGAGAAACACUGAGUUUCCAGUGUCUAUGUUUGACAAUUGAAGAUCUAAUGGUUGAAGUUAAUAGUUGAUACUAAUGAGCAUGAAAAAACUGAACUGUUGACCAAAACUGAAGUUUGCUUUAUCAAAUUCCCGUUAGGCUGGUCUGAGAGGAAUAUAUUAUAUAUCUAUACAAAACAUAUAUGGUCUUUUCCCACCUUUCUGGCCACUCUCUCUCCUCACACACAAUAUAUGUAUACAUGUAUGUAUGUAGGCAUUUAUGUUUAUGCUGCUGGAACCUUUUGAAACACAACUGUAAUUGUAUCAUUGUCUAGACAUUCUCUGCCUCUU